Paramecium sonneborni is the source of this 852-nucleotide messenger RNA. The record is from the annotation of a GenBank genome assembly. Lineage: Eukaryota; Ciliophora; Oligohymenophorea; Peniculida; Parameciidae.
AUGAGCAAGGCUAACGAUAUUGGUCUUAUCUUCAGUUACGUCUAUGAUAAGAUAAGUAAAAUGCAUUUACAUAAUAUUACAUAAACUUUAUCAUCAAUUAAGAUACAACUUGAAUUAAUCCAAGGAUAGAUGGAUGAUGUGACUUAGAAUCUUACCUAUUCAAAUUUAGAGUAUUUAUUUGAAUGGGCUAAAGCUUGUUAAUAAUCAAUGAAGAUUAAUUUUUUCUAAAAUUAAGAAGAGGCUAGGUUGAUGCAUGAAAUUAACUAAAUUUUACUUGAAAUAUUUUAAUACUUUCACAAUGCUAUUGACAAGAACUUUAUGGUACCAUAAUCAACUAUAUGUAUUACUAAUGAAUUAGGAAAUAUCAUUACAUAAGAAGACAAUUUUAUUGAAAUCAUGGGAAAUUCUUCUUUUGUUAAUUUUGCUCAAUUUAUAGAUGUCUUUGCUAUUCCCAACUUCAAAUUAGGUUCAGAUAACAUUGAUAAUGUACAAACAACAUUCUACAAAUUGAAUUAUGGAGUAUUGGAGAAGUUUUUCACAUAAGAAAAUACUUUAUCUUAAAUACUAAAAAAUGUAGCAUAAUAAAGGGAACAUUUUUUUUAGAGAUUUUAACUAAAUGUCACAAUAGGCAAUUUUGAAUUUUCUAAAUAAGAUGAGUAGAAUUAGUUUUUCUUUUAUCAUCCUCUCUAUGCAUUGAAUGAAGAAAAGAUAAAAAAAUUAUUAAUAGUGUAGUUUGUAGCAUUAAAUUUUCUACCAUCAAUUUAAUUAGAUGAAUAUGUUCAAUCUGUUAAAUUUAUUGAUACCAUAAAAAAAUUCUACUAGAAAUUGAUUAAUACAUAAUAAGAUGAAUGA